AUGAAUAUUAACAAUGAUUUUAAAAUUAUAAAUACUAAAAAUAAUACAAUAUACAACUGUAUAAUUAUUGGUGGAGGUUUAUCAGGUUUAAAUUGUGCUUAUAAAUUAAAGGAAAAAGGAUUAGAUUCUUUUCUUUUGUUAGAGGCGAGAAAUAGGUUUGGAGGAAGAACGGAAACAAUUAAACUUGGGAAAAACAAGUGGAUUGAAUUGGGUGGCCAGUGGAUAGGCAGCAACAGCCCGCUCUUAAGCAAACUUGUAAAAGAGCUGAAUCUGAAAACUUAUAAGCAAUACUAUGACGGUAAAACUGUAGUUGCCGUGGACUCUAUUACCAGCAAAGAGGUGGAUGAAGAUUGUUUUAGCUUCGAUGAUUUUGGUAUUGAAAAUUUAAGUUAUUUUAUAAAAGAGUUUGAUUUAACACUAUCCAAAAUAAACUUUAAAAAUUUGAACAACUCUAAAGAAUUAGUUGAUAGUUUGGAUGCUUUGUCUGUUCAUGAUUGGUUGAUCAGUGAAAAAAAUAAAAAAAAUGCCACUGAAAAAGUGUUGAUUUUUUUUGAUUGGGUAACUAAAAUGUCAAUUGCUUCAAGUUCUAAAGAUAUAAGUGUUUUGUUUUUUAUGAAGUAUAUAAAGUCGGUGGGGAGUUUGGAAGGUGUAUUUAUGUCGAAUGAUCAAACAACCGAAUAUGAAAGAGUUAUUGGCGGAUCACAAUUAAUAUCUGAAAGAAUGGCCCAAUAUAUCGGUAAAAAACACUUUAGACUAAAUAGCAAGGUAAUUGAAAUAAACCAAACUAACCCAAACAACCUGAUUAAAAUAACCACCGAAACUAACCGUAGAUUUUACUGUCGAAAACUUAUUGUAACUAUACCCCCUGCUUUAACGAAACUUGUUUCGUUUUAUCCAAAACUUCCUUUAAAGAAAAAAUUAUAUAUAAGUCAAUUGGACCAUGGAAACGCCAUUAAAGUUGUUGUUGUGUAUAAAACUGCAUUUUGGAGGGAAAAGGGCUACAGUGGAAAAAUAAUCUCUUUUGAAGGCCCAAUAAAAGACACAUUUGAUAAUUGCACCCACGAUAACCGGGUGAACUCUAUUGUUGGGUUUAUUGUUGGUAGCGACGAUGUUAAAUUUUGGAGUUCUAAAACAGUUGAUGAAAGAAAGCAUGCCAUACUUUCUCAAUAUGCUAAAUACUGGGGCGUAGAGGCAUUGCAUCCUAUUUACUAUAACGAAAAAAAUUGGAACGAAGAUUCAUUCUCUGGUGGUUGUUUUACUGCUAUCUGCGCACCCGAUGCCAACUAUUCAUCAAAUAGUAGUGACUAUCCAAAACCAUUUAAAAAUAUCCAUUGGGCUGGUACUGAAACAUCGAAUGAAUGGGAAAGAGUCGAUUUAACAUUAAAUAAUAACAGCUUUACAAUUAAAUAUAAAACCAAAAUACCAGAUGUAACAAUAUAUUUUAAUGAUGUAGAUAUAGAGGAAAAUGAUGUAAACUCGAUAUCACCAAAAACAAUCAACGAAAUUGAAAUGGACUCUAUGAAUCCACAACCAUCAUUUACUAUCACCUUAAAAACAAUAAACAAAAGCAUGUGGUGGAUUAUUGAUACCCACACUCAAGAUAUAUACAACCAAUGGGUUGGAACAAUAGGACAAUACAAAUCCAACCAACAGCCAUAUAUUCCACCUCAACAAUCAAUGCCUGCUCAGACCUAUUUGCCACCACCUGUAUAUCCACAAACACAAAUACAAACACCUCAAGAGCCAAUAAUAACCAAUGGUGGUGAUAUCGAAGAGAAUAGUAAAAAUAAAAAUAAAAAAAAUAAAAAGGACUCUUUUUAUUUUUCACAUGAAUGCAAAUUUAAAACAUUUGGAGUUUCGUUUUUGGUGUACUCAUUAAUAUGGUGUGGUUUAUUUGUAAUGCUUUGGUAUGUUUUAAUUUCGGAUAAUAUAGAAAAAGAUCCAGUUCCAACUAUUUGUACUUUAGUUUCAAAAGAUUCAAAAGUGUAUGGUCCACCAAAAGACAAUGGACUAUAUGACUACGAGGUGACCUAUACAUUCAGAUAUAUUGCCAAUGGCACCGAAAUCACCAGCACAUACUAUCAAAUCGAAGAGCCCUGUAUUGGCGCAUCAGCACUUAAGCCAGGAUGCGUAUUAAGACAAGUCCCAUCUGAUGGAACCAUCAGUUGUUAUUUCGAUAAAAACCAUCCAAGAAGGGUUUGGAUUGAUAAUACUUAUGAAAGCUAUAGAGAUUUAAAACAAAUAUUUAUUAUAAUUUUUAUUUUAUUAUUACCAUUAUUAGUUUUAUUAUAUUAUACUUGA
Molecule: messenger RNA, 2301 nt
Organism: Dictyostelium purpureum
Lineage: Eukaryota; Evosea; Eumycetozoa; Dictyosteliales; Dictyosteliaceae
Exons: 4
Coding region: 1-2301 (766 amino acids)
Molecular function (GO): oxidoreductase activity
Source: RefSeq, a predicted model, not a curated record